Eurytemora carolleeae is the source of this 1759-nucleotide messenger RNA. RefSeq names its product eukaryotic translation initiation factor 3 subunit H (gene eIF3h). The transcript has 10 exons. Gene Ontology annotation, cellular component: eukaryotic 43S preinitiation complex; cytoplasm; eukaryotic translation initiation factor 3 complex. The record is from RefSeq and is a predicted model, not a curated record. Lineage: Eukaryota; Metazoa; Arthropoda; Copepoda; Calanoida; Temoridae. Gene Ontology annotation, molecular function: translation initiation factor activity; metallopeptidase activity; protein binding. The coding region runs from base 70 to 1080 and encodes 336 amino acids.
UCUUAAAAACAUUAUUUAUUUCAGAAGUGGUUUAGUCGCCUGCUAGUUUAAACAUCUAGAAUCUUGAAAAUGUCGGAUCGAGGAUCCCGUAAGAAUACUGAGAAUGAAAACAAGAUUGAGGUUGUCCAGAUCGAUGGAUUGGUUCUCAUGAAGCUGAUCAAACAUUGCCACGAAGCUGAAAACAGUGGAAGUGCGUUUGCCCAAGGAGCCCUUCUUGGUCUUGUUGCUGAAACUAGGCUUGAGAUUACUCACUGUUUCCCCUUCCCGAGUCCUAGUGACGAAUCAUUGGACGACGAGGACUUCCAACUCACCAUGAUGAGAAGGUUACGCCAGGUGAAUGUUGAUCAUCAGCAUGUUGGUUGGUAUCAAUCAGCACAGUUCGGUAACUUUCUCUCCACCUCCCUCCUAGAGUCCCAGUUCUGCUACCAGACCUCCAUAGAAGAAUCAGUUUGUCUCAUUUUUGACACUGCAAAGACCUCGAAGGGAUUUAUCUCCUUGAAGGCCUUCAGGUUGACCCCCGAAGCAAUCAAGAUGUUCAAGGAAGGGGACUUCUCUCCAGAAUAUGUUAAGGACUUAAAGUUGAGCUAUGAGACAAUGAUGGUCGAGGUCCCGAUCGUAAUCAAGAACUCCCAUCUGAUGAACGCCCUGUUGCUGGAGCUCCAGGAGCAGUUGACCCUUGAUGUUGGAGGAGCUCAGUUCCUUGACCUCGGAACAUCAGGAACCCUGGAGACCGAGCUCCGUGUGAUGAUGGAUGCUGUGGACGAGUUGAACCAGGAGUCCAUUAAGUUUAACAAGCACCAGAACCUUGUACUUAAGCAGUACCAGGAGAAGGCCAGAUGGGUUCAGAAGAAACAGUUGGAGAACCAGGCUAGGAUUGCUCGGGGAGAAGACGCAGCCCCUGAUGAGGACAUCAACAAGGUCUUCAAGGCGAUUCCACCUCCUUCCAGACUGAACCCUCUUAUUCUCUCCGGUACCAUCGCUAACACUUCGGAUCAGGUUUCUGAGUUUUGUUCCCAGUCCUUGGCUAAACUGUUUAUCACUGAACCUCUGCAGAACGCCAAGCUGAACUCUUUGAACUAGAACACCUGCAGCACUAGACAGAGAACACCAUCAUCAACCCUUUAUCAGGGGGUCUCAACUAAUUUAUAUAUCCAGAUAACAUAACAUCAAAUAUUCUGGAUACACCAAAUCAAGUCUAGAUCUGUUUAAAAUCUGAAUCUGGAAAGCUUCAAAUCAAAAUCCGAUUUGCGACUUUAAUCCUAAAAUCUGUAUUUUAUCAACUGUUCAAGCCAACUGAAGAUCUUAAACCAGUUUUCUUCAGAUCAAUUAUUUUUAAUUAUUGCGCAGAAGAAUGGUUUGGACAGUGUUUAGAGUAGAAACGUGUAUUCAUUUGUAAUUGCCUGCUCCAAAUCAACGAGGAACAUUAUUUCUUGGUUGUUUUGGAGCAGGCGAACUUUUUAAUCUUCUAAAACUGGUCUCAAAAAUACUGUUGGACAGUGAAUAGGUUUAGUAUACACUGUACACUGUAUUAAUGAUUUUACGCUCUAUGGUAAUAAUACAAGGGUUACUAAGUAAACUAGUUCUAAGAUGGUUGUACUUAUCUUCAUGUUUGAAGGGCUAUAUAUUUUUUUAUAUUUCUUACUUGUGUACUUAAUUAACACCAAAAUGUGAAAAAAUCUUUUUUUCAAUUUAAAAUUAAUGUAUAGCCCUGUUUAUCAUAAUGUUAGUAAAUCUUCAAUAAAUCUUCAAUCAUCAUUAA